Molecule: messenger RNA, 1933 nt
Organism: Microplitis demolitor
Lineage: Eukaryota; Metazoa; Arthropoda; Insecta; Hymenoptera; Braconidae
Exons: 7
Coding region: 95-1573 (492 amino acids)
Source: RefSeq, a predicted model, not a curated record
UUGUGAUUUUGGGCAAGAAAAAAAUAAAUUAUCACAACGCAAUUUGAUUUUCGACAUUCUGAUAUUAAAAAAUGCUAAAGAACUUAAGCAUGCAAUGUAUUAUCCUGGUAGGAUACGUAAGUGGAAUGAAAAAACUCAUGAGUUCGAUCAUUUUGAAGCUUUAAACGAUAACGGUUCACUUGUUUGUACUGUUGAUUAUUCUGAUGAUAUCAAGGAUAAAGAGGUUAUCGUCGCUGUUGAUACGAUGCUUCCCUAUGUAACGGAAGAAAAUAAUUAUACAAAUGUCUCAGGUUAUAUCGGUAGUAUUUGGAAUACAUUAGAAGAAACAUUAGAAUUUAAAACGAAAUUUAAAAAAACAGGAGAAUUAUCUGUUGAUGAAUUUCUAAAGGGUUCCUCUAACGUUUGGUUAAGUGCAGCGUCUAUUGAUAAAUAUUUUGGCGGGCAUUGUCAUUACAGUCAUCAAAUAAUGACUAUUUCAUAUUCAUUAUAUGCACGUGCAGUAGCAGCACGUGUAUCAAUGUGGUGGUAUGCACGAAUAUUUCAACCUGAAUUAUGGGCAGUAACGAUACUUUACAUCAUAGGAAUUAGUAGCUUUCUAUUUGGAAUGUAUCGAUUAAAAAAAAUGGCAUGUUCAAAUUUCGUUGAGUGUAAUAACGAAUUUUCUGGAAUAUCAUUUAAUUUUUUGUGUGUACUUGGUGGUAUAACUGGUCAAGGUAUUCAAAAAUUACCAUCAUCUUGGUCACUGCGAUUUUUGAUAUUAACGUCUCUGACAAUGGGUGUUUUAAUAACAUGUGGUUUCAAUAGUACUUUAAUGUCACAUUUAUCGAUACAAAGUAGUAGAAUGCCAUUUACCGAUUUAACAGAUAUAUAUUUUAAUGGACGUGGUUCAUAUUCAAUAUGUGUACGACGAAAUGAUGCACCAGAAGCUUAUUUACGUAACUUUGAAGAACAAAUUAAAAAAAAUAUGAGUGAAUUAGGAAUUGAAUGGCAUAAUAUUAUAAAUCGUAAAUGCCCGGAAAUGGAUAAUAAACAAACUUUAAGAUCUGCAUUAUGUGAAAAUGGAAAAUUAAUUUAUUUUGAAGCACCAGAAAUAUUUUUAUCAGCAUAUCGUGAAGUUAAACAUUUGUGUAGUAUUGUUAAAAUAGAUGGUAACAUACAACCAAGAAAAAUAGCAUUUCUUGUUACUACAUCAUGGCCGUAUCGUAAAUUAAUUAAUAAAUAUUUAAUGAAAUUUCGUACAGCAGGAAUAUUGAAUUACUUUGAAAAAAAAUUUAUAUCACGAGAAUUCCCAGACACAACGGAAAGUAAAUUUUCCAGUGAAGUUGUUAUGUUUGAACAUAUACAAUUAGUAUUAUGGGGAUUAUGUAUCAUGUACGUUGUUAGUGCAACAAUUUGUAUUAUUGAAAAUAUAUGGUUUCGUUUUACAAACAUAUCUAAAAUACAACGUAUUAUGUCACGUAGACGUUCAACAUACAGACGUACACAAAAAAUAAUAUUACCAAUGAUUUAUGUUAAUAAUAAUGCACUUAAAUUACCGAUGAGGGUCAAUAAUCUACAUACUACUAUGAAUUAGUGGCUAACAUAAAAUAUUAUGUACUUAUAAAAGGGUUAUUGUUAUAUUCAAUUUCAAUAAAUUUUUAUUUCAACUAUACUUCGAAAAUUCGAAAAAAAUAUUUUCAGUCAAAAAAAAAAAUUGUUGUCAGUCAUCUUGUACAAGUACUGUAAUGUAUUGAUGAUGACUAUUAAAAUACAAUAAUAUGAAUAUGAAUAUAAAUAUAUAAGGGUGUUUAAAAAAAAACUUUAUUUUUUAAGUCUUAUAGUCUUAAAAAUUAGUCUCAGGUAAAAAAUCCUCCCAAAAGAGCAGUUCGAAAUCUCAUUCCUGCUUAGAUCAACGAAUAUUCACUUUCCCAUUUGAAUUACAUGUAAUAAGAAA